UUGUCCUUCAGAGGACACCAUACUCCCAACUCAGAUGACCCUGGUGGUGACCUCCACUCCAGCCACUGAGGCGAGCACCAUGACGGCCACGUCAGGGACAGAGAAUCCAACCACUGAUCCACCUGACGACGGGAACACGCCCAUUCUGAUUGGCUGCCUGGUGACCAUCAUCCUGCUGUUGGUCAUCAUCAUCUUCCUCAUCCUCUGGUGUCAGUACGUCUGCAAGGUGCUGGAGAAGGCUCCACGUCGGAUCCUGGACGAGGAGGUGACGGUUCGACUGUCAUCCUGCAGCGACACCAUCAUCCUACAGACCCCCCCGGUGCCCCCCCGCUCUGGACACAGCCCUGCAG
Messenger RNA from Paralichthys olivaceus (Japanese flounder), 350 nucleotides. Lineage: Eukaryota; Metazoa; Chordata; Actinopteri; Pleuronectiformes; Paralichthyidae. The record is from RefSeq and is a predicted model, not a curated record.